AUGCCCUCAGUCCUUCACUUCUAUGUCCGUCCCUCUGGCCAUGAGAGGGCAGCCUCUGGACACACUCGGAGGAAGCUGCAAGGGAAAUUGCCAGAGCUGCAGGCUGUCAAGACCGAGCUGUGCUACAACGUGAACUGGACAGCGGACUCCCUCCCAAGCACCGAGGAGAUGAAGAAGCUCACGUGGCUCUUUGGCUGCCCCUUGUUACCGGGUGAUGUUGCCCAGGAGUCCUGGCUCCGUUCUGACUCCAGCGACCUACUGCUGGAGGUUGGGCCCAGGCUGAACUUCUCCACCCCAGCCUCUACCAACGUCGUGUCCGUGUGCUGGGCUGCGGGGCUGGGGGCCGUGGAUCGCGUGGAGACUACCCGGCGCUACCUGCUCUCGUUUGCCAAGCCCCCUUCCUCUGAGACGAAGACCCUGGCUCUGGCUACCCUGCAUGACCGGAUGACGGAGCAGCACUUCCCGCAGCCCAUCCAGAGCUUCUCCCUUCGGAGCGUGUCAGCACCUCUCAACGGCCGGAUCGACAUCCUGGCAGAGGGCCGGCGUGCCCUGGAAAAAGCCAACCGGGAGCUAGGCCUGGCCCUAGACUCCUGGGACCUGGAUUUCUACACCAAACGCUUCCAGGAGCUAAAGCGGAACCCCAGCACCGUGGAGGCCUUCGACCUGGCUCAGUCCAAUAGCGAGCACAGCCGACACUGGUUCUUCAAGGGCCAGCUCCACAUGGAUGGGCAGGAGAUGACGCACUCCCUGUUUGAGGCCAUCAUGAGCACUCAGGCGUCCUCGAACCCCAACAACGUCCUCAAGUUCUGUGACAACAGCAGCGCAAUCCAAGGGAAGGAGGUCCGAUUCCUACAGCCCGAGGACCCCACGCGACCAAGCUGCUUCCGGCAGCAGCGGGCGCUGAGACAUGUCGUCUUCACGGCGGAGACCCACAACUUCCCCACAGGAGUAGCCCCCUUCAGUGGGGCGACCACAGGCACCGGGGGCCGGAUCCGAGAUGUCCAGUGCACGGGCCGUGGCGCCCACGUGGUGGCUGGGACUGCUGGCUACUGCUUUGGAAACCUGCACAUCCCAGGUUACAAUUUGCCCUGGGAGGACCCAAGCUUCCAGUAUCCUGAGAACUUUGCCCGACCCCUGGAGGUCGCCAUUGAGGCCAGUAAUGGGGCUUCUGAUUACGGCAACAAGUUCGGGGAGCCAGUGCUGGCCGGCUUCGCCCGCUCUUUGGGCCUCCAGCUCCCGGACGGCCAGCGGCGUGAGUGGAUCAAACCCAUCAUGUUUAGUGGGGGCAUUGGGUCCAUGGAGGCUGAGCAUGUGAGCAAGGAGCCCCCAGAGCCAGGCAUGGACGUUGUAAAGGUCGGGGGUCCCGCCUACAGGAUCGGAGUCGGGGGUGGAGCCGCCUCGUCUGUGCAGGUGCAGGGAGACAAUUCCAGUGACCUGGACUUUGGGGCUGUGCAGCGGGGAGACCCGGAGAUGGAACAGAAGAUGAACCGUGUGAUCCGGGCUUGCGUGGAGGCCGCCAGGGGGAACCCCAUCUGCAGCCUCCACGACCAGGGUGCCGGUGGCAAUGGCAACGUCCUGAAGGAGCUGAGUGACCCGGCUGGAGCUGUCAUUUACACCAGCCGCUUCCAGCUCGGGGACCCGACCCUGAACGCCCUGGAAAUCUGGGGGGCCGAGUACCAGGAGUCGAAUGCUCUUCUGCUGAGGCCCAUGGACCGAGACUUCCUCAGUCGUGUCAGCGCCCGGGAGCGCUGCCCAGCUUGCUUUGUGGGCACCAUUACGGGAGACAGGAGGGUGAGUUGGCCGCAUGGGUGGGCGCGGAGCCGCGGGGGGUGGGCUGGAGCNNNCUCGCCCCCGACCCCUGUGGACCUGGAGCUGGAUUGGGUGCUGGGCAAGAUGCCUCGGAAGGAGUUCUUCCUGCAGCGGAGUCUCCCCGUGCUGCGUCCUCUGGCCUUGCCUCCGGGGCUGAGUGUGCGCCAGGCUCUGGAGCGCGUCCUGAGGCUGCCUGCUGUGGCCAGCAAGCGAUACCUCACCAACAAGGUGGACCGCUCCGUGGGCGGCCUGGUGGCGCAGCAGCAGUGCGUUGGGCCCCUGCAGACCCCUCUGGCCGACGUGGCGGUUGUGGCAUUGAGUCACCAGGAGCUCGUAGGGGCUGCCACGGCUCUAGGAGAGCAGCCGGUCAAAAGCCUGCUGGACCCCAAGGUUGCCGCCCGACUGGCUGUGGCCGAAGCCCUCACCAACCUGGUGUUUGCUCUGGUCACCGACCUCCGGGACGUGAAGUGCAGCGGGAACUGGAUGUGGGCGGCCAAGCUCCCGGGGGAGGGCGCGGCUCUGGCCGACGCCUGCGCGGCGAUGGUGGCGGUGAUGGCAGCCUUGGGUGUGGCGGUGGACGGUGGCAAGGACUCCCUCAGCAUGGCCGCCCGGGUCGGCUCUGAGACCGUGCGGGCCCCCGGGUCGCUGGUCAUCUCGGCCUAUGCUGUCUGUCCAGACAUCACAGCCACCGUGACGCCGGACCUCAAGCGUCCUGGGGGCAGAGGCCGGCUGCUGUUCGUGCCUCUGAGCCCCGGGCAGCACCGGCUGGGGGGCACAGCCCUGGCCCAGUGCUUCUCGCAGCUGGGCGAGCAGCCCCCGAACCUGGACCUUCCCGAGAACCUGGUGCGUGCCUUCCGCAUCACACAGGGGCUGCUUCGAGACCGUCUUCUCUGCUCAGGCCACGAUGUCAGUGACGGGGGUCUCGUCACCUGCCUGCUAGAGAUGGCCUUUGCUGGGAAUUGUGGGAUAGAGGUGGACGUGCCUGCCCCUGGGGUCGAUGCACUGCCUGCAUUGUUCGCCGAGGAGCCGGGCCUGGUGCUGGAGGUGCGGGGGCCCGACCUGGCCCAGGUGCUGAAGCGCUACCGGGACGCCGGCCUGCACUGCCUGGAGCUGGGCGCCACGGGCGGCGCUGGGCCCCACGCCCUGGUGCGAGUGUCCGUGAACGGGGCUGUGGUUCUGGAACAGUCUGUGAGGCAGCUGCGAGCCCUCUGGGAGGAGACGAGUUUCCAGCUGGACCGGCUGCAGGCCGAGCCGCAAUGUGUGGCGGAGGAAGAACAGGGGCUCAGGGAGCGGACGGGGCCCACUUACUGCCUGCCCCCAGGCUUCCCCAAAGCUUCCGUGCCCCGAGAGCCUGGUGGUCCCAUUCCCCGGGUUGCCAUCUUGCGAGAGGAGGGCAGUAACGGAGACCGCGAGAUGGCAGACGGCUUCCACUUGGCCGGGUUCGAGGUGUGGGAUGUGACCAUGCAGGACCUCUGCUCUGGGGCGAUCGGGCUGGACACGUUCCGCGGCGUGGCCUUCGUGGGCGGCUUCAGCUACGCGGAUGUCCUGGGCUCUGCCAAAGUGAACCCCAACGGGUCCCCAGGGGGCGUGGCUGGCGUCUGCUCCUUCGAUGGCCGCCACCUGGCCCUCAUGCCUCACCCCGAGCGGGCUGUGCGGCUUUGGCAGUGGGCGUGGCAGCCUCCUCCCUUUGACACUCUGACUACCUCCCCCUGGCUCCAGCUCUUCAUCAACGCCCGAAACUGGACCCGGGAGGGGGGCUGCUGA
Messenger RNA from Puma concolor (puma), 3573 nucleotides. The record is from RefSeq and is a predicted model, not a curated record. NCBI's taxonomy places the organism in Eukaryota, Metazoa, Chordata, Mammalia, Carnivora, Felidae.